AUGCACGAGACCGACGGCUUGAUCGGCACGGCGAAAGAGCUCGGGGUAGCACACGUAGCCUUCAGCCCUCUAGGUCACGGAUGGGUUGUGGACGAAUUCAACCACAAUUCGCCCGAUGACUAUGCAGAAGACGACUUCCGACGUGCAGCUCCCAAAUUUCAGGGCGAGUACUUUUACAAGAGCAGAGCCAUCAUCGAGGAAAUUAAGAAGCUCGCAGCACGAAAGGGCUGCCCUACAUCCCAGAUUGCGCUUGCCUGGGUUGGUUCUCAAGAAAUGGUUGCAAUACUUAACACAACGAAGUCGAGGUGGUUGGAGGAGAAUUGGGCUUCGAGGGAUAUGGACUUAAUGAGUGAAGAGAAAAAUCAGAUGAGAAAAGUCAUUGACACUGCGAAGCCGCUUGGGGACCAGCAUUCUUCCACACACCAGGCAAUGUAA
Messenger RNA from Colletotrichum truncatum, 435 nucleotides. RefSeq names its product aldo/keto reductase. The record is from RefSeq and is a predicted model, not a curated record. Gene Ontology annotation, cellular component: cytoplasm. NCBI's taxonomy places the organism in Eukaryota, Fungi, Ascomycota, Sordariomycetes, Glomerellales, Glomerellaceae.